AUGACCGUUGUGGCAGCUGUCCCUGCUGCUGCCCACUUCCCUGCAGCUGCCCACUUCCUUGCUGCUGCCCCCUUCCCUGCUGCUGCCCACUUCCCUGCAGCUGCCCACUUCCUUGCUGCUGCCCCGUUCCCUGCUGCCUCCCACUUCCCUGCAGCUGCCCACUUCCCUGCAGCUGCCCACUUCCUUGCUGCUGCCCCCUUCCCUGCUGCUGCCCACUUCCCUGCAGCUGCCCACUUCCUUGCUGCUGCCCCCUUCCCUGCUGCUGCCCACUUCCCUGCAGCUGCCCACUUCCUUGCUGCUGCCCCCUUCCCUGCUGCUGCCCACUUCCCUGCAGCUGCCCACUUCCCUGCAGCUGCCCACUUCCAUGCUGCUGCCCCCUUCCCUGCUGCGGCCCCCUUCCCUGCUGCUGCCCACCUCCCUGCGGCUGCCCCCUUCCCUGCUGCUGCCCCCUUUCCUGCUGCUGGCCCCUUCCCUGCUGCUGUCCCCUUCCCUGCUGUUGCCCACUUUCCUCCUGCUGCCCACUUCCCUACAGCUGCCUACUUUCAUGCUGCUGCCCACCUCCCUGCGGCUGCCCCAUUCCCUGCUGCUGCCCCCUUCCCUGCUGCUGUCCCCUUCCCUGCUGCUGCCCCCUUCCAUGCUGCUGCCCACAUUCCUGCUGCUGCCCACUACCUUGCUGCUGCCCAUGUCCUUGCUGCUCGCGUCGACGGCAGUUAUCUCUGA
This is a messenger RNA of Closterium sp. Yama58-4, 720 nucleotides long. The record is from the annotation of a GenBank genome assembly. Lineage: Eukaryota; Viridiplantae; Streptophyta; Zygnematophyceae; Desmidiales; Closteriaceae.